UCUUAACCACCGAACUACAUGUUCUUAUCAGUAGCUUAAAAAUAGGCUGAUUUGGAGAAUGUCAUCGACAGAAGCAUUGCUUAUACGGCUUAUUGUGCGGUUUCGAAAUAGGUAACAGGCCCUUUUCAACAGUCCCUAUGGGAGGAGCUUUAUAAGCGACAAAGGCGUUCUUGCUGAAAGUGAAUAGUGUCACUGACAGUACUUCUGAAUACCCUUGUUUAUCAGAAAGCGGAUACUUUUUAAACUUUUUAAAUAGUUUGUUUUGCGGGAGUUACACUCGGACUGAUUCGACCCAAUUAAAGCAUCGUUAUCCAAGCGAUCUGAAGUCGUCUUCAAUAACUUGUGCGGCGAUACAGAGCUUGAACAUUAAAAAUGACCAGACCUCGGCCCAGACUAUGUGUGCUAGAAAAAGGAUCAGACGGCUACGGUUUCCAUCUUCAUGGAGAGAAGGGCAAGUCGGGGCAGUUCAUCCGCCUCGUAGAACCGGACUCGCCGGCCGAAGCGUCGGGUCUUCGCGCAGGGGACCGGCUGGUGUUCGUCAACGGGGAGCGUGUGGAAGGGGAAAGCCACCAGCAGGUCGUGUCGCGCAUACGAACCACCGUGGGAAAGCUGGAGCUCAUCGUGGUGGACCAGGAGACGGAGGAUGUGCUGAAGGAACAGAACUUGAAGUGCAUGAAGGAGUAUGUUACGGAAGGCAUCCCCAUUCCGAGCGAUGAAGCCGCAAAUGACGGCGGGGUAGAGGAGGGUGACAUCGCCGAGGAACCUGCACCCACCCCGGAGCCGGAGGAGAACGGCGCGGUCCUUCUGGAAAAGAAACUCAGCAUCAGCUCUGAUCAGGACACCCAACAGGAGCUCCGACCUCGACUCUGUGUCAUCGUGAAGGGGGCCACGGGCUACGGGUUCAACCUGCACAGCGAGAGGUCCAAGCCGGGCCAAUACAUCAGGGCCGUGGACGAGGACUCGCCCGCCCAGAGGUCUGGCCUUCGACCAAAGGACAGGAUUGUACAGGUCAACGGUGAUCCCGUGGAUGGGAAGCAGCAUGGCGACGUGGUGGAAGCCAUCAGAUCCGGCGGUGAGGAGACAGCCCUGCUCGUGGUGGACCCAGAGACGGACGCCUUCUUCAAGAGGUGCCAGGUGACCCCUACAGAGGGGCACCUCACAGGCCCUUUGCCCGAACCCAUUGCCAAUGGAGGUUUGGAGAAUAAGAUCAACAACGACGAGACCGAAGAAGCGAAUUCGGACGAGGGCAAGGUAUCCGUCAGCCCCGCCCUCUCAAGCUCCUCGUCCGAAGCCUCUCUCUCAGCCCCGCCCACCACUCCGCCCUCAGAGGCUACGGAGGCCCCCCCCGAGGAGGCGGAGCUGAGUGCAGGCAAGUCCCUACAACUGGCCCGUGAGCGAGCACAUCAGAAGCGCAGGAAGGCGCCCCCUAUGGACUGGAGCAAGAAGCACGAGCUCUUUCACAAUCUGUAGAACCACCCCCACACAGACACACACACGUAUGCUGGACAGAUGACCUUUUUGUUAUCUACAACUGUAGGUUUGUCUUUUAUUGAAACCUCUCAUCAAUCAAAUUAGGGACAGCUGCUCUGAAUGAAGAUUCAUACAAAACUUUUGAGAAAAGCAGUACAAUAAGUACAAUUAACUAUACUGAGUACACAAGCCCCCACCAUCUUCCACCCCCUUACCCAGGGGUUUCAACAUCAGGCUUGGGGGGGUUACAGUGUUUCGGCAGCCUUUUCAAAAGCAAAGCUAUUCUGGUAUUUUGAAAUCUUGCCAAAUUUGAGGGGGGGGGGGGGGACGGCGUAUUUUAUAAUGGGGGACCACCACCCCCGCAGCAAAUUUUUUUGCUAGAAUUUAAAAAUGCUGUGAUAUUACCGUAAUACCCCCCCCCAGGCUAUUUCAGUACACAUUCCAGGCUUAUUUGAACCGUCUUCUUGCAUCUAUCACUCGAUGUAUAAACUGAGCAUAAGUCAGAGGAAAAUUAGGCAGGAUGUGGUGAGACAGAGUGUGGGAGCGACGAACAAAGCAGCCUGUUUCAUAGCUGCUGUUCAGGGCCUGGUGGCGUGUCUGCGUGCGUGUCUGCAUGCGUGUCUGCAUGCGUGUCCAUGCGUGUCUGCGUGCGUGUCCAUGCGUGUCUGCGUGCGUGUCCAUGCGUGUCUGCCUGCGUGUCCAUGCGUGUCUGCAUGCGUGUCCAUGCGUGCGUGUGCAUUACGCUUCUUACAUACAUGGGGGAACUGGAUGGGCAGAUAGAGUGAGUGUGACACAGUGUGCCUUGAUGUGGUCAGACUAAUCUCUCCUGUACAAAGAAACAUCUUACUAUUUGAUUGUUUGAGUCAAAUGGCAGAUGUUGUGUGUGUGUGUAUGAUUGGAGUGAACAUGUAGCUAUUACAAGCCAGGAGGCACACACACACACACACACGCGCGCGCGUGGUAGACUGAGUAGUCUUGUGAUUCAGGCACCUGUAAUUUAACUGUAAUUAAGGUUUUAAAAACUAUUAUUCUUUACCUUGUGCUUUGCUGGUUAGUUUUUGGUCCGUAUGAUUCCAAACCAAACCCCUUCCCUCAAUGUGGCCGGAAUGAACUUUCGCCAUAUUAGUGCUUCCAGAAAUAAACCUGCUCCAAAUGCAGCGUCUCCUCCACAGACCCUUCAUGUCAUUAUUGAUUUAUUUAACAUCCGCUUCCCUUCUUUUGCCGCUCAUAUCGACGCGUCACAUGUCAUCUGUAUCUUAAGUAGGACACAGGUAGGACUGCUCACGGAAGUGCACCCCCUUCGGUUGUCAGGGAAACCUUGAGCCACGCGUGGCACCCUCUCAACACACCGCUUGUGUGCUCAUCCACGGAAUGGGCUGCUUUUCUAAAAUAAAAAUAUUGUUUCUGCA
Messenger RNA from Brienomyrus brachyistius, 2879 nucleotides. RefSeq names its product Na(+)/H(+) exchange regulatory cofactor NHE-RF1-like. The transcript is spliced from 6 exons. Bases 373 to 1470 code for a protein of 365 amino acids. Gene Ontology annotation, cellular component: apical plasma membrane. NCBI's taxonomy places the organism in Eukaryota, Metazoa, Chordata, Actinopteri, Osteoglossiformes, Mormyridae. Gene Ontology annotation, biological process: protein localization to plasma membrane. Gene Ontology annotation, molecular function: protein-membrane adaptor activity; signaling receptor binding. The record is from RefSeq and is a predicted model, not a curated record.